Styela clava is the source of this 4974-nucleotide messenger RNA. RefSeq lists its product as uncharacterized. NCBI's taxonomy places the organism in Eukaryota, Metazoa, Chordata, Ascidiacea, Stolidobranchia, Styelidae. Gene Ontology annotation, molecular function: DNA binding; protein binding. The record is from RefSeq and is a predicted model, not a curated record.
GUAAAAACUAAAGGCAGCAGCAUGAUAUAUUUAACAAUGAACGCAAUUGUAAGAGAUCGAUUUUACUUAACUUCAACGGCAACAUAAAAAGUGUGGUUUUAAGUUAAUUUUCAUAUAAAGUUACUUUAAAUUAGUACAUAUUAUGAAAACAUGAGAACAAGAUCGAACUUAUCAUCGUCAGAAUUCAAACUAGAAGAUAUUAAGAAGGAGAAGAGCGGUAAAUCUUUAAAAAAAGAAACAAAACAUACCGAAACUCAAAACGAAAAACAAAGUAUCGAAACUAUGUCGCCUGAACAUGAAUCGGACUCUAAUACGAUACACGGAAAUGAUGUUGAUAACGGUAUAGUCAAGGAUAAAUCGAACAAUACCAAAAUGGAAACGGAAAAAGAUGACAUUAAGAAAACUGCAAAAUAUUCAAAACCAGUCGAUGAGCUCAAAAUUGUUGAUGAAAACAAUGAGAGCGACAAAGAAAAAUUGAAGAAUUUGAAUAACGAAAGAACAAUACAAACGGAAACUUCAGAAACAAGAGAGAACAAAAGCACUGAUUUACACGAAACAGAAGAGUCAAAAUCGACUGGUAAAUCGAACAAUCUUAUGGAUUUGUCACCUGGAGCGACGAAAUCGACAAACCUGGAUGAUUCUACCAAUAAGACGAAUGCUCCCGACAAAAAAUUGUUAUCCGAAUUUGGGUUUACUGGAGCAAUGUCACCUUUUCCUCCUACUUCAGCUUCUUUAUUUCCUGGACAUCUACAAUCUGAAUUUGCGAAAUCCCUAUCAGCACAGUUUUAUAACAGUCUUAGCCUACUCGCUUCUCAAGCUAUGAUGAAUGUGAAAGAGGAACCGAAAGAUGUGAAUACAUCGACAUCUCAUACAAGCUUUGUGCCAUCUAACACCAGUCACAAAUCGACAACUAAAGUUACUACAUUACAAGUCCCACCUAGGACAAAUUCACGCAGUAGUGACGGCAGCACACAGUCAUUUGAUGAGCGUCUUGGGUCGCGUCAUCAAGACCCAAUUCAUCGAUCCUACUCUCCAGCGCUAUCUGGCGGCGCGUCGGAUAUUAUUCUUCAAAGACCUCCAUCGGGUCUGUCACCGAAAUCUCUCGCUGAACAACUUCGCAACAAUGAUUCUGCUAGUAUGGUUGUGUCAAGGCAACAAAAAUAUAACAGCCGUAAUCCAGGUUACACACGACAGCCUCACUUCCCACCUGCUAGUGAAGAAAGCCCACCUCCUGCUGGUAUAUUUCCUAGUUUAAACCUAGGUGCGUCUGAACCAUACACUUCCCUUAGCGGUGGAAUUCCAGUUGCUUCAGGCAGUAACCUGUCUUCAUCGCCAAGUUUGCAUCAUUUCACUACAAGAUACACUAUAGAAACACCAGCAGAUCCUUCACGACUUGGAGUGGAACUGGUAUUGGAUCAUGAUAACGAAGAACCGGUAAUUGAAGUUGAAUGUGGAGGCAACCGAGGACUCUUGUACGUCAAUAAGUUGUGCCAGGGUAGCAAAGGCCAAUCUAUUCAUUUUGGUGACGAGUGGCUGACACCAAACGAAUUCCAAUUUAUCAGUGGACGUGAGACAGCAAAAGAUUGGAAAAGAAGUAUCAGACAUUGUGGUAAAAGUUUAAAAACUUUAAUGACGAAAGGAAUUCUUCAAGUCCAUCCACCAGUGUGUGAUUGCAAUCAAUGUAGAGGAUUACAUGCAGCGUCAAAAUUAUUACCUGGUAAAAAGCCGCCACAAAAGGACAUCAACAAUAACGUAACGAUCAGAAAUUCUUCUCCUUUUGACGCCACAGCAGACAGCGACCUGUCACCUCCAGACGUCAUGACGCGUCACGGAUUCGAUGGUGGACUUAACUCAAUUAUAUCACAACUGAGAAAAGCGAAUGGAUUCGAUUCUACCGAAGCUCAAGAUACGCUCGAUCUGUCCACAAAAUCUCACAAUAAUAACAACAAAAAUGGAAAUAUUUCCCCAAAUUAUAAUUCAAGAAAAAGGUCAAGGAAUGAUAUGUCACCAGAAUCAAGGAGACAAAACAACGACAUUGAAAACGGUAGAUCCACUUCACCCACUUCUUCUAAGCGACCAUAUGCAAGACAUGAUGAAUACAAUCAGAGAAGUUACGAUCAGUCAUCGUUUGCCGCGUCCUACCCUUUCCUGUCACCGGAAGAACAAUAUCGCCGCAUGUUGGCGCUUUUGAACCGCUCUAUGAGUCCAUCGGAACAGCAAAGGCAAAUAUUCAACAUGGCACAAAGUAUGGCAGACCCUUUAUCGAUGUCGUCUAACGCUCUUGGGGGUUUUCAGGCUUUGGCAAAUUCUCUGAAAAUGGAAGGCUUUCGUGGGGACAAAUCAAAAAGUCGAUACAAAUCUGACCGUGAUCGCAAAGACGAAGGGAUACACUCUUACGAUCCGAGUCAGAAAUAUGGAAAGAAGGGCAUUGACACACCUUCCAAACGAUAUGCGAACAGUCCGGAUAAGUAUAGAAAACCGGAUAGACGCACACCAACACCAUCUGGACAUCGGAGUGGAGAGCAAAAAUUCAUAGCGCUUGAAUCAGGCCAGCGUGCAUCAAAGCAUAGAGAUGAUGGAAGAUCGUCUUGGCCUGCUCAUAAGCAUUCUACCAUGAUUGAACUAAAUUCUGGGGGAUCUGCCGCUAGAAUGCCGGACUGGGUUCCAAGAUCAUCUGAUCGGAAUAGUUAUAAUUCAGAACGAAAACUCGAUUUUAAAUCAAGUCCGAAUAAAACCGUACCCUUCAAUGGAUUUUUUCCGGACAAUAUUGUACUAGAUCGGAUACCAAUCAGCAAGACUCCGGUUACUACAUUACACCACCGUCCUCCAUCAAACUACUCAGAAGAAAACGAUACUCGUAGACCAUCUGCCAGUAACAGACAAAGGUCUUAUAAUUCGAAUAAUCACAAAGAUUAUCGGCGUCGUUCGUCUGGAGCUGAAAAUUCUGGUUCCAAAACAACUCCUAUGUUAGAUCUCCAGAAACAUGCGGUACCGAUGCUUUCACUAAAACGGCCAACAUUGGAUGAUUUGUUUAAAUCAAAUGCGAAUAGAACUUUAGGGAAACGUCUCUCGAAUAAUUCUGAUCAAGAAAUGAAAGAAAUAAACGAUGAAUCUCCAUCAGCAAGACAAAGUUCAAGCGCACCUCCCCCUCAUUUAUCAUCAAACGAUGUAGCAAGCCAAUCUAAGAGACCCACAUCUGCACAAGGUAAUUGUAGUUCACAAUUUCUUCUCCCACCAAUGAGGCACAACACAUCGCCUAUGACGUCACGGGCCAUCACAUCAUCAAGUUUCAUCGAUGGCAUCAUCGAUGUAAAUAACAAAUACGAAGAUUAUCUUAAAAACCGAAAUGACGAAAUACAAAAGGCAGUAGAUGAAAUGAGACAAUGGUCAACUAGUGAUGUGUGUCAAUUUAUAGGAGAAAUUGAUGAAAAUAUAGCAGAACACGUCGAGGAAUUUCGCAAGCACGACAUCGAUGGCGAAGGGUUACCACUUCUUACCGAACAACACCUUAUGAAUAUCAUGGACAUCAAAUUAGGGCACGCAUUAAAAGUAAUAGCGAGAAUACGAAGGAAGUUGAAAAUUCCACAAUUGAACACAUGUUGUCAUCAUACGUUACUGUGUUCAACUUUGUCUCCUGCUACGAAAACACCGACUCCGGAAUCGCCUAAUGAAGAUAUGAAUAAAGCGGACUCAGCACAUUUGAAAAAUGGACACGAUACGUCAUCGAAGACUGAAAUUGACUCGACAAUGAACGACGAUGACACGACGGACCUUAAAAUUGACGAAAAUACAGACCACGACGAGCAAUAAAUAUGUAUGUUUCAAGUUUUUGAAAUGUAUCUUAUUCCCCUUUGAAAGUUAAAUCACGGAGACUGACAGAGUAUUCUUCAGUUUACAAUAUAAAAUUUCUUGGCAAUUGGGCAUAGCUAUGACGUAUAUAUUUUGUUGAUUUUCAACAUCAAACUUAAACUCUUUCACAGUAUUUUUAGACGGCACAAUUUUAGCAUUUAUCUUUAUUUAUAUGUCGUUUUCCGCUUUACUUUUUCUUUUAAUUUUUUUUGUUAAUAUUUUAUUUUUGUGAUUGUUUUUGAUUAUAUAUGUUAUGGCUCCCGGGGUGUAAUAUGAUUGUAUUCCGUAAACCCGUAUAACUGAAAGGUUCAGAAUUCGUCUCUGCUUUCUAUUUCGAUUUUGAAUUGCAACAGCAACAUAUGACAAAUUUUAAUUUGUAAAAUUUGAUAUAAGUUACAAUGUUAAUGUAUAUUAUUAGUUUUGAAUUGUUUGGAACAACUUUUUUAACCCAUCUUCAGAUGCUAUUUUAGGUAUCUUUUCAAUUUUUGGCAAUAUUCGAAAGGUAUGCUAUUUACGGGUCGAGGGUGCGUACUAAAAAAACAUUUUAACCACAUAGUUAUUUUUAUGUCUGAAUAAAGUGUUAUUUGGAUGAAUAAACUUCUGUGUGGAUGACAUUAUAUAAUAUAUCAGUUCGUUAAAUUAUAUUAUGUUUAUCGAUAUGUCGGUUCCUUCACAGUUCCUGCUUUUAUGCAUUAUUUCAACAUAUUCUAUGUGGCCUUGGGGAAAUAUUUAUCUAUAUUUUCUCGCACUAUCAAAAUUGGUUUAUUUCUUCAAGCUGCCUCAGCUAGAUUUAAUGAAACGACAUUCUUGAUGCACGUUUACGGUUAUCCAUCUAAUUCAUUUUCAUCGAAAUACUCUCGUUAUACGGUGUAGAAUGUUAUGCGAGGUUGCUAGUACGAAGGCACAUGGAUUGUAAAUCUAGACUUUUAAUUUUGUCUGUGUUAUGUUUUAUAUGGUUGAAUUUUUUCUAUUUUUCUUGAUGAAUUGCAACAUUUUUUUCGUAUUCAAGAAUUUAAAUUUUUUGCUAUUUUUUUCGAAUGUUUCUAAAUUUUAAAUAUGCGGAUUUUCAACGUUAUGUAUAAUCAUCGGAUUGUGUUUAAUAAAUAGUUUAAAUUUGAAGUAUUA